Ophidiomyces ophidiicola is the source of this 546-nucleotide messenger RNA. RefSeq lists its product as uncharacterized. The transcript is spliced from 2 exons. The record is from RefSeq and is a predicted model, not a curated record. Bases 1 to 546 code for a protein of 181 amino acids. NCBI's taxonomy places the organism in Eukaryota, Fungi, Ascomycota, Eurotiomycetes, Onygenales, Onygenaceae.
AUGUCGUGGAAUGCCAAGGAGGUUGCCGAAGCUAUAGCAAGUGAUGGGGCUGACAGCCUUCCGUCGCUGUUUGAUGCUCUACUACAAUGCUAUCAAGAUUUCGAAAAUGAAAAGCCCACGCCGGACCUCCAACUUCUAUACAAUCUCGAAUAUAUAAUUCUAAAAGCGGCAGUUUCAUUUCAGGGUCGUCUGUGGAGAAAAGUUCCUUCAUGGGAAUUAUAUUGGCCACCUAUGAAAGGUUUGUUGAAUCAAUUUGCCGACGACAUUCUUGAACGAUUCGUAUAUUUCGAGGAAUUUGCUCGGAUUUUUGACUUGGGAUUUCGUGCUCUGGGUGGUGAAAUGUAUAUCCUUGCAGAUGGUUGGGAUUGUUCCAUAAAGGAGGCGAAAGAGGCUGGAUAUGUACCUCCAGAUGUCAGUGAGAUCAUGCAGCUGCAACGGGUAGCAGAUGGUGUACAUGAGCGGUAUGGGCUUGAGAAGGUUGCUCGAUCGGUUGAUCUUUUGAAUGUGCGGGAAAAGCUCUGCAAAAGACUUGAGGAGGUGCACUGA